AUGAGAAGCUUGAUACAGACUAUAUUCCCGAUAUGGCAAACUCCAAGGACUAAUAGGGAGCUCAAACAGCUUACUGACGAUUAUAACCGCCUAGCAUUCUCGCUGCGGCACACUCGCAGUGAGCUGCAACAAGCGAACAGUCAACUGGAGCAGGCUCAUAGCGAACUACACCGAGCCAAUAACGAGGUGCGCCAACUCAAUGACUCGGUACAUGACUGUCAAAAGGAGCUGAAAGCUUGUCGAUCUGAAAUCUCAAAGUUGCAAAACAAAGAACGGAGCAUGCGAGAUUUUCUUAUCGAAAACAGUCAUAACCAGAUUGUUAGUGAUAGAGACGUAUGCGAGAGAUUUACGCAACUCCGUCAGCGCAUACAGAGACUUGCUUCCAAUAAAGCAUAUGACAUAGAAGAGUUCCAUGACUUGACACUGGACGGAAAAUGGUUUCAGGGCAGAUAUAUUGAGACUCUAUGGAAUCUAUCACCAAAGUCAGGCCGACUGGCUAUUUUGAGGAGCCUUUUGUUCCAGUUUCUGCAUAAUAAUAUUCUCAACCUACUGCAUUUCGAUAUCAACGACAAAAAAACGAGCCCAUAUUUAGCAGAACUUGGCAGCCCUUUUCCAAACUUAAGCCAACCUUUAAGCUUCUUUGAGCGCAUUCUUGGCGAUUGUGCUGUGAAUCGCGAUAUAUUGAUCAACUGGAGAUUAUCUACAUUCAAAUGCAUCGACGCCGCGGGGCUGGGCGGGAGUGACUCUGGCGUCGCCUUUGGAGAUUUGAUGUUCAAUUACUUUCAAGAAUUCACCUCUCAGAAUGCGACGCCACAGCAAAUUUCGAAACUGAGAAAUGGCUAUCGAGAACUUUGUAAAGAGGCAUGGGCUCUCCAACUCCUAAUGCGCAACUCAUUAGAGCCUUUUGAAUGUUUCGUUUCUCCAGGAUGUCGGCUCAGGGGGCUAGAAGAUCGGUAUGAAGCAAUCGGAGAAAUAUCUCACGUUCCGGGUACGACAGGAGACUUUGUGUUUCCCAUUUUUGGAGCUCUUAUUAAACACAACAAGGUUAAUGGGGAGAGUGUCACAGUAUUAGAGAAAGCUCAGUGUAUCAUGGCAGUGCCCUCUGCAUGA
This is a messenger RNA of Trichoderma atroviride IMI 206040, 1110 nucleotides long. RefSeq lists its product as uncharacterized. The record is from RefSeq and is a predicted model, not a curated record. NCBI's taxonomy places the organism in Eukaryota, Fungi, Ascomycota, Sordariomycetes, Hypocreales, Hypocreaceae.